AUGGCUUUUCAGAAAACUAAUGCUGCCCUGCAAAGCAUUGCCAAGAAGCUGAAGGACAUGGAGGCAGAGCACAAUGGCUGCACCAAGGUGCUGAGGCUCCAGGCCAACUCUCUGGAAAUCAAGAACAAACGGCAGGAGAGGCUGCUCAAAGAGCUGGAGGCAGCUGCAGUGAAAAUAAAGGAACUGGAGGAUGAUGCUGCAGCAGCAAGACUAGCACAUGUAGAAUGUAAAUACACUACAGAUGUCAUGCAGUUGAGAAUUCAAGAACUCGAAGACAUUUUGAAUGAAGAUCAGCGCGGCAGGAGACAAGCUUUGCCAGAAGGAGUAGCAAGGGAAGAUUUCAGAGAGCCAGUAAAUGCUCUUGAGACAGGAAAAAAAGCUUCACCAAGACAGCAUAUAACCUACGGUAUGGAAUGGAAAGACAAGGUUGAGGCAAUGAGGAGAGCUCAAGAUCCCAAUGCCACAUUAGUGGAUCCUCCAGACAGCUUCAGCCUGCAUGAAGGCCCAAUAAAGGAGAUUUCCAUCCUCCUGAACUUAUACCGGACCCUGGCAAACGCCCAGGUGCUUUCCAGACAGACAAACGUCCCCCUGGAAGAAUUACCUUGGACAGAACUUUGUGCACUCUUGCAUGAGAAUGUUGAAGCCCUGGUCUCGAACUUCAACAAGGCUAACCAGAGGAUAUCUCACCUAGAAUAUAUGUGCAAGCACAAGACUGACACUAUGAACGACCUUCAGCAGAACCAGGAGGAUGCUUUGGAGAAAAUGUCUGAACAGUUAAAAGCACAGGAGCACUGGUCGCAGAAAGAAAAGCAAUAUCUUGAACAGCAGUACUCAAACGCCCUUGCAGAAAUUCAUGCAAGAUCACAGGAAUGUGAAGAAACGGUGCAGAAAAACAGGCAAAAACUCUACGGCCUUGAACAACUCUCCGACAAACUGGCCCAGGAAAACAAUACCUUGAAAAAUUCAUUAUUAGAUGCUUUCAAGGCACGCUCAUUCCUGCUGGCAGCCUCCGCACUGCUAUCAGGGGCCCUGUGUUCUCUCUACGGCCGACUGUGCGCCAUGUCUUGCCAAAGAGACAUUCUCCAGGAACAGGUGAACCAGCAACAACUAUUGAACCACAAGAUCGUCAGCCUCCUUUAUGCUCUCCCUGCUGUCAUGGAAAGAAACCAGGACGAAGUCAGGAUAAGGCAAAGAAGAGCCAAGAACCUGGCUUAUGUGUUCCGAAGAGCUGUGAUUGUAGCUCUGGCUGCCAACAGGCUGAGGGGUCUGGCCCAAUAUUCUUGUACCUUUUUCGUCUGGUCAGACGGAUGCAGAGGAAGCCCUGGAAUUCAAGUUUGUCUGGGAGAAUCCAGAGGCAGGCAUCCUGUGACCCGUUUUGGAGAGGAAGGAGUUGACUGUAUGGAAGCAAUUAACUGGUUGUGUAGCUCUAACCUCUAUACUGCCAUGAUCAAUUCUAUCUCAGAUCUGGAGGGUGUUCUCAACAACCAAGAUUCAGAGCUGUGGCUUUCUAGUAACUCGCUGAUCGGCACAGCCAGGAACUGCUUUGCAAAACUGAUGGACAACCUGAGCGUUCUGAUGGAGACAGUUCAAGGGAACACUCGUGGGUGCAGAGCCUUCCUGGAGAGGGACUCCCUGGUAGACAGGCUGGCUCGUGGGCUCCGCAGACUAAAUGCCCAGGCCCUGGAAGCUGGAUUGCAUGACAGACUGCCCAGCACAAGAAACAUAGCAACUUUGCAGCAAGAAAUAUUUGCAUUUUCACGAAGGCUUCAUGCAGCAGAAGCAGAGUCCCGCUCACUGUACCUGCAGCUUGAGGAAUGCAGAUGGGCUUUCAACAAGAUGCAAAAAGAUGCUGAAAAAACCCACAGACUGCAGACCCAAUUAAGUGAAGUUCAGCAAGGCCUCCCUGAUGCAGCAGAGGAGCUGAGGAAAAGAGACCAAGCUCUGGAUCAACAGGAGAAACUCCUGAAAGAAAUGGAGCAGGACCAGAAGCGGCUGUGGGAUACUCUCGAGGAGGCCGAACGUGCCCUUGAUCAGGGAAUAAAGUGA
This is a messenger RNA of Melospiza georgiana, 2046 nucleotides long. Its product is annotated as coiled-coil domain-containing protein 171-like. The transcript has 12 exons. The record is from RefSeq and is a predicted model, not a curated record. NCBI's taxonomy places the organism in Eukaryota, Metazoa, Chordata, Aves, Passeriformes, Passerellidae. The coding region runs from base 1 to 2046 and encodes 681 amino acids.